Rana temporaria (common frog) is the source of this 1209-nucleotide messenger RNA. RefSeq names its product endonuclease G (gene ENDOG). Gene Ontology annotation, molecular function: single-stranded DNA endonuclease activity; nucleic acid binding; RNA endonuclease activity. The record is from RefSeq and is a predicted model, not a curated record. Gene Ontology annotation, biological process: apoptotic DNA fragmentation. Gene Ontology annotation, cellular component: mitochondrial inner membrane; nucleus. Bases 193 to 1062 code for a protein of 289 amino acids. Lineage: Eukaryota; Metazoa; Chordata; Amphibia; Anura; Ranidae. The transcript has 4 exons.
GGUGAUCUUAUUAAGGUGGAGGUAUGAGGUUUCCUGUGACAUGUCUCUCUUGUUCCUUCAGCAUGACUUGUAUCCAUUCUACUUCUCUCAUCGAUUGACAGAUCUUCUGAACAGGACUGAAGAAUGUUUCCUCUUCUCCUACUUGUAUAAGGAAGACGUGACGGUGGCGGAACACUUUCUGCUAGCUUGAAAAUGAGAUUUAGAAGGCAGAUUCUGGUUUCGGGGGUAUCCCUGGCAUUUGGUGCUGUGCUGGGUGCAGGGGUAACUAAUUGGAGACUACAUGACAAGUCUGGAUCUGAUUCCUCCUAUCCAAUUGUACAGGCGGCAUCAGAGGUGUCCCUCCCCCCUGUUUCUGGCAUCACUAAAUUCGGAUUGCCAGGCUUCAGCCAGCUUAAGACUCGCCAGUCACACAUGCUCAGCUAUGACCCCAGGCUGCGUGGCCCAGCGUGGGUUCUAGAACAACUGAACGGUGAGCGCAUACAGGGCAUGGCGGAUCGGAGUCGCUGUAACUUCAGAGAAGAUGAGUCCGUACACCCUUAUCACCGGGCCACAAACUCUGAUUUCAAGAGGAGUGGAUUUGACCGGGGACACUUGGCAGCAGCAGCCAAUCAUAAGUGGAGCCAGCAGGCCAUGGAUGAAACUUUCAUACUAAGUAAUGUGUACCCGCAGAAUCCAAAUCUCAAUCAGAAUUCCUGGAACAACUUGGAGCAAUACUGCCGAUCACUAACCAAGAGUAACAGAAACGUGUAUGUGUGCAGCGGUCCCCUAUUUUUACCCAAGAUGGAAGCAGAUGGUAAAAUGUAUGUCAAAUACCAAGUGAUUGGCCCCAACAACGUGGCUGUCCCAACACACUUCUUCAAGGUAGCCGUUUUGGAGAAAUUCAACGGGGAGAUUGAACUUAGACCCUACGUCAUGCCAAACUGUCCUGUAGAUGAAAAGAUCCCCCUGGAGCGCUUCUUGGUGCCCAUAGAAAGUAUUGAGCGAGCUGCUGGACUGCUUUUUGUUCCAAACAUUCUCAAGACAACAAAUAACUUAAAAGCCAUCACCGCUGGUGGCAGAUGACACCAUCCUGACCUUUUUAUGUCAGCUUUCAUUGGACUUGUGCUUGCAAUUAUGGAAAAACGACAAGUUUACUUUAAAGGAACAUUAGAGAUUUUUUUUUUUAAAUAACAAACAUGUUCUACUUUCCUCCACUGUGCAGCCCCCAUC